This is a messenger RNA of Leptopilina heterotoma, 1613 nucleotides long. RefSeq names its product exosome complex component RRP45 (gene Rrp45). Gene Ontology annotation, cellular component: nuclear exosome (RNase complex); cytoplasmic exosome (RNase complex). Gene Ontology annotation, biological process: nuclear polyadenylation-dependent rRNA catabolic process; TRAMP-dependent tRNA surveillance pathway; U5 snRNA 3'-end processing. The record is from RefSeq and is a predicted model, not a curated record. NCBI's taxonomy places the organism in Eukaryota, Metazoa, Arthropoda, Insecta, Hymenoptera, Figitidae. The coding region runs from base 134 to 1411 and encodes 425 amino acids. The transcript is spliced from 9 exons.
AAGAGUUUAUUUUUUUUAAUUACAAGGAACGUAAAGAUUAUUUUUUUUUUAAAAAGAAAAAUCGAUGCUUCGAGGGAAAUAGAAUUUUUAUAUUUUUUACAAUUGAAAAAGAAGAGAGAAAAAAGGGGGCAAAAUGAAGGAGACGGUUUUAUCGAAUUGUGAACGUAAUUUUGUCAACAAAGCAAUUUCCUUCGAUACGCGUUUAGAUGGGAGAAAAUUUCUCGAAGCACGACCAGUGAAAAUUUAUUUUGGCUCAAAUUGGGGAAGUUGUUUUGUAACUUUAGGACGAACCAAGGUUUUCGCUCAAGUUUCAUGCGAUAUUCAAGCGCCAUUAGGAUCGCGACCAAACGAAGGCACUCUACAUAUUUAUGUAAAUUUAAGCUCCUUUAUCGCUGUGCAAUCAGAAACGUCGAAGCAAUCAGAAGUCACGGCCUUAAUAAACAGACAAAUUGAAAAAUGCAUAAAGGAUUCGAAAUGCGUGGAUUUAGAAUCACUUUGUAUUGUCGCCGACAAGAAGGUAUGGGACAUAAGAGUGGACAUAAAUAUAAUAAAUCACGACGGAAAUUUAAUUGAUUGCGCCUCCAUAGCAGCAAUCACAGCCCUUUCUCACUUUCAUCGACCCGAUGUCACUUGCGAUGGAGAGGAAGUGACGAUCCACUCAUUUUCCGAAAGAGAUCCACUGCCACUCACUAUUUAUCACUAUCCAGUCUGUGUGUCCUUCAUUGUAUUCGAAAAUGGGCACACGGUAAUUGAUCCAACGUAUUUAGAAGAAAGAGUCGGCGUCGCACAAUUAACGAUGGGCAUCAAUUCUUACAGAGAAGUUUGUUGUUUACACUUUGAUUAUUUAACCGAAACGACGUUGGCCGUUGAUGUUAUUCCCUCUGUUUCCGAUUUCGCCGCUUAUUACGCGAGUCAAUUGACUAGUUUAAUUAAAGAAGUUGUCCAAAAGGAUAUAAAAGCUAGGUAUGCAAAAUUGGAAAACGAGGGAGGUCUCACAUUUAAGGAUUGUAUAACGCAAGACAAAGUCACUGCGUUGAAAGCUGAAAAAAUAAUUAUUCAAUUGUCCGCCUGGCACACUGGAAUUAUGCCAAAAGUUCCUGUUUUGGACGAAAGUAUGGACGAGGGUGAGGAGAGUGACGACGUGAAAAUGGACUUGGACAGUGAGGAAGUAAUCGUAAAAACAGGAGAAGGAUCUGCCGAAUUAUUCGAAGAUAAGAGUAAAAUGAUCGGCAUGGGCGGUUUCAACACUUGGCAUAGUUCCGAUUCAGAGGAUGAUGAUGAUCCGGGCAUAAAGGACGUUGAAAUAGUGCAAGUGACAAAAACAAAAAAAAGAGUUCUCGAUGACAUUGAAUUAAGUGGGGACAGUGAGGAAGAAACGACAACAACGAUUUCAACCAAGGACCUGGAAUAAAAUUUGCGGUAAUUUAAAAGUAUUUUUUUUCGAAUAAAAAAAAGGUUUUUCAAAAUUUCCUAACUUGAUUUACAUAAAGAAGAAGAAGAAGACGUACAGUAGAUGAAUUUCUGCAAAUAUAUCUAUUUAUAUAACUUUUCUUUUCCCUAAUAAGUAAGUUAUAAUUAUUAUCUUACAAAUAAAAAAAUUUCUUUUACAAAAA